Molecule: messenger RNA, 5761 nt
Organism: Equus quagga
Lineage: Eukaryota; Metazoa; Chordata; Mammalia; Perissodactyla; Equidae
Gene: TATDN2
Product: TatD DNase domain containing 2
Exons: 8
Coding region: 408-2651 (747 amino acids)
Molecular function (GO): hydrolase activity, acting on ester bonds
Source: RefSeq, a predicted model, not a curated record
CUGAGGGGCGGCUCGGGCCCCUUCCGGCCGGGGCGGGGCGGCGGGGCCGCGGGAGCAGGCGGGCGGCGCGCCGGUGCGGCCCUGGCUGGCGGCCGCCAUGUGCGGCCCGUGAGGCGCCGCGCGGUCCCUCGGAGCGCUCUGGCGUCUCGGAAGGGCUUUGUGUUGCACACUCGAUGGAAGCGCUUCGUAGUCCCGGAAGCGCUUUGACAUCUCGGAAGGAGCGCUGUGCUAGGUGAUCGCGGAAGCGCGCUGUGGGCGUGAAAGCCGGACCGAAGCCCUUGGCAGACCCACUGGGGUCGUUGGGACUUCUCCGAAGCGCUUUGGGAUCGCAAACAGUCGAAGCGCUUUGGCAUCUCUGAAACCUUGAGAACUGUGAUGGGCAGUGGAAAGAAGGGGGAAAGGUGCCCAUGGCGUCGGAGCGGCGCAAGGUCAAGUACCACUGGAGUAGCACUUCGGGAGGGUGUCCCCGCAAGCGCAGCCGCCCCCGGGAGCCCGGCCAUGUGGCCCCCUCCAGCCGGCCCGCUCGCAGCUCUGCGUCGCGGUCAGGAGGGGCCAGCAGCCCCAAGCGCCUGAAAGCCCAGGAGGACGACGAUGUGGCCUGCACGCUGCGGCUGUCCCGGGGCUCAUCCCGCCACAGGAAUUCCUCCUCCUCCUCUUCCCAGUCGUCUGGCCCAGGUGUGGGCGGGGCUGCCUCCAAGGGCUGCCUGAGUCGGAGCGCACAGGGGUUCCUUUCGUCCGGGGAGUCCCGUCUGGGCCCUGCCAACCCCUCGCUAGAAGAGAUGGCUUCUCUAGAGGAGGGAGCCUGCAGCCUUAAGGUUGAUUCCAAAGAUAGUUCUCGUAAUUCCAUGAACUCUGAAUUUGCAGCUGAAGCUGAGGGCCAGAAUGAGGUGACUGAGGAACCUAACAAGGUCCAGAAAAGGAAGAGGGAUAGACUUCGAGACCAAGGCUCUACCGUGAUCUACCUGAAGGCUAUCCAGGGCAUUCUGGGAAAGUCGAUGCCAAAAAGGAAGGGAGAGGCUGCCACUAGGGCAAAACCAGGCCCCGGAGAGCGUCCCAGCUGUGGAGAAGGACCAGCCAGGAGUGUCAGUGUGUCUGCUCCUCAGAAAGAGAGGGAGUCAGCCCCAGACAUCAGAGCGGAGGAGGAAAAGCCUGUGCUGGAGGGGAGCAGCUUCCGCGACAGGAGAGUGGUGAUAGACCCUCAGGAGACCCCCAGUGAGGAGCCACUUGGGGACCGAAGGACAGUCAUUGACAAGCGCUCUCCACCCCUAGAGUUUUUGGAUGACUCUGACACUCAUUUAGAAAGCCAAAAGCCUAAAGAAAGGGAGGUGGUGCUAGAGCACACCUCUUCAGGAAGUGACUGGUCCGAUGUGGACGAGAUCUCCACAGUCAGAUUCUCUCAGGAGGAGCCUGUCUCGCUGAAACUCCCAGCAGUUCCAGAGCCUUCUGCCUUCCCCACUGACUAUGUCAUGUACCCGGCUCAUUUGUACAGUAGUCCUUGGUGUGACUAUGCCAGCUAUUGGACCAGCAGUCCCAAGCCUUCCAGCUACCCCUCUGUGGGCAGCGGCAGCGGUAAUGACACAUCGCAGGCUGGGAGGGGCAGCCGGGGCCUCCUGAGUGAUUAUCCUGCCAACUCCACAGUGAGCUCCCACAACGCCUCCCGAGACUUGGUGGCCACAGAGGAGGGCAGAUCCCAGAAUUCGCGUUCAUCGCGCUUCUCCAGAAGCUCGGAAGAAGAAGAGCUGAAGGAGAGACGGACAUUCCAGGAGGAGACGCCACUGCGUCCUUGUGGAGGACAUGGGUCUAGCUCCCUGCCAAGGAGCCAUCGGGAGCCCAUCCCAGAGGAGGGUUUCAUCGAUACCCAUUGUCACUUGGACAUGCUCUAUUCCAAGUUGUCUUUCAAAGGGACCUUUACCAAGUUCAGAAAAAUUUAUAGCAGCUCCUUCCCUAAGGAAUUUCAGGGCUGCAUCUCUGACUUCUGCGAUCCUCGGACUCUGACAGACUGCCUGUGGGAGGAGCUGUUGAAAGAGGAUCUGGUUUGGGGGGCCUUUGGCUGUCACCCUCAUUUUGCACGUUACUACAGUGAUAUUCAAGAAAGAAAUCUUUUGCAAGCCUUAAGGCACCCCAAAGCUGUGGCAUUCGGGGAGAUGGGCCUGGAUUACUCUCACAAGUGCACCACGCCUGUGCCCGAGCAGCACAAGGUGUUUGAGAGACAGCUGCAGCUGGCCGUGUCUCUGAAGAAGCCCUUGGUGAUCCACUGCCGAGAAGCUGACGAAGAUCUGCUGAGCAUCAUGAAAAAAUUUGUGCCCUCAGACUACAAGAUCCAUAGGCACUGCUUCACCGGCAGCUACCCGGUCAUCGAACCCCUGCUGAAGCACUUCCCCAACAUGUCUGUGGGCUUCACGGCGGUGCUGACGUACUCCUCUGCCUGGGAGGCCCGGGAGGCCCUGAAGCAGAUCCCGCUGGAGAGGAUCAUCGUGGAAACUGACGCGCCCUACUUCUUGCCUCGACAGGUUCCCAGAAGCGUCUGCCAGUAUGCCCACCCAGGCCUGGCUUUGCAUACAGUUCGAGAGAUUGCCAGGGUCAAAGAUCAGCCACUCUCCCAUACUUUGGCCACUCUGCGUGAGAACACCAGUCGCCUCUACAACCUUUAAUCAGAGAGGGUGCCAUCAGGAGUCUCCCAGAAAAGGACGACCAGCAGCCUGACAGAACAUAGGCUGGGUUUGAACUCUGCCUGUGUCCCGGGUCAAGGAUGUGUUUGGAGAGCCCAUUGGAGUGGAGAAAACCAGGCAGGAUGUUUUCCUUGAAACCUCAUCAUAAGGCUUCUACUUCUGGCUGGUGGGGGGGGCAGGGGGAGGGGCGCACGAUAGAGGCGGAUAAGGGGUGGGUUUUGCCUCCUGGCCACAGAGCUCCAGGGCAUUCAGUGAAGAAGAAAGCGGCUGAUGGAAGGGUGCAACAGGUUUGCCAGUCCACAUCCCUGUUUUCUGCAGCCUGUGUUUUUGAGCAGUCUGUGAAUAAAGUCCCUUCCUACUGUCUGAGUACAUGUGGGCGUGUAACUUCGUUCCUGGUUCUCAGUGCUAAAAAUGAACUCCCAAGUGGGAAAGCUCCUCUGUGGGACAGUCACUGGAGACCUGCCUCAGAGGUUUAUUUUCCUGCAACCCGUGGAGUCAUCCCCCUUCCUUCCCUGGAUAACUCUGCAGUGUGGCUGUCACUGUUGCUGCAUCAGCUCUGCGUUGGCACAGGCGAAAGGACCUCAGCUGCUGGUCUCACUGGUUCCACUGCCAUCAACACGGAGGGGCAGAGGGGUGUUCGCUGACCAGGGAAAGUCCUGGCAGAUGGCGAUCCAGACAGAUUUGGGGAGUCAAGGAAGAGGCUUCUUGAGGAAGAGGACCCCAAAAAAGGUGUUCCCACUUCCUGAUGCCCCCAGGGCUGCAGCUUGGGUGUGUUAAACUGAUAAAGGUCCAGGGUGCAGCAGAAGCUACCUCUGGUCUGCUGUCAGGGGGUCCUAGCCGCCCUUUGCUCCAUUUUUGCCCCCUUCUGGAGCACUGGACCAAAAAUACUCCUCCCGUUUGAUCCUAUAUAACCGCCCCUUGUUUGCCCCCAUCUAGGUUUAGAGGUAAACAAUUUAAUUCUCUGAAGCUCUGCUGGGGCUGCUCAGCCAUGUUCUCUUGCCUCUGCAGGAGAAGGAGGCCUGGUGUCUAUACAUUUCUCCCCUUCCUGGGCUCUCCUUUGCCUUUGCCUCCUCUCUGUCCUUGCUCCAUGCUGGAGGUGAGAGCCUCUUCUUUGACUUUCGAGCAGCUGGGUCAUCUCAAGUUCUGAGUGUUUGCUCCCUGCUGGUGCCUUGUAAAGGUGUAUUCAUUACCGGCCCUGGAAGGUUACAGUGGUCAAGGGUCAAGUGUGAGGACACCGGACUUUGUCCAAAAGGGUCCUUUACCCCAACCUCCCACGGUGAGAAGGCCACCCUGAGUCCCUUGUCUGUUUCUUGGAGGCCAGCAGCUUAAGGUGUAUAAUCCGUCACUCAGGCUGGACUCCUCUAGGUGUUUUUGGAAGGCCCACUUGAGCCUUGUAAAGUAAGAGGGAGUGCACUGAACGUGUCGUAUCUGAUACUUCCGUCUUGCCCUGGCACACAAGUCGUUGGCCUGGGAAGGAGGCCUUGAUUCACUGUCGGCCUUCCAUGGAUCAGCUGUUUGUGCCUCAAGUUUGCCAGUGUGGGGAAUUGGGCCUAGUUCUCCUGCUUGGAAGAUUUGGGGGACUGCUGAGUAUUUCAGGGUGCUUUAUUGACACCCAGGUGAACAUCAGCAUAUCCAUCUCCUUCACAACAAGCCCUACAAGUCAAUACUGCCUCUUCGGGAAACCAGCUAGUCCUGUUAGAGGAUUGAAAGCAGUGACAGCGGAUGUCUCUGAGCCUGUGCGGACUCCCUGCCAAGGUAAAGCACAAGGUGCUAUAGACUUUCCUCGAGGAUUUGGGAGUAUCCUGUCUUUGCUGGUACACAGUGACACCUGUGUGGGCAUGGAAGCUGGCCGGCAUGGCUUUGAUUCAGUUUUUGGAUGGCUGACAUGAUUGUUUUUGCUGUGCUGCUGGAAUGCCUCUGUAUCCCCCCGGGCCAUCUCUUUCUGAAAAUAAAGUGAUGGAUCUUCAGCCAACUCCAUGCUCUCCAUGUGUGUUUGUAUUUCUCGUAGUGAUGACAAUGGUUUAGUUGUCAGCCAGCUUUAUAACCUCAGAAUCCAAAGGUCUGGAGACAUUCUCGAGGAUAUACAUGCCUCUUGGCAAAACUAAACUGGAAAUGAGAAUGCAUGGUACCUUCUUUAAAGUCCUGCUGCCUUUGAACUUGGCUUUCAUUAUACUGCCUGGGAACUCAGGUACUCCUGCUUCUUAGCCUUUGAAAAGUACGUAGAUACCUUUUCUUUGUUUUCCAGAGCAGUGCAGUAGGAGGAAGAAAAAUGGAGUACGAGGGGGUGUUGGGGACUCAGUCGUACUGUAGGCUUUGGAUGUGAACUCCUCGAUGCCUUUGUGUAGACUUGGCAGGAAAUUCUGUUUCACUAUUUGGAGUCAGUCCUCUUAAUUUUGGACUAAGGUGUUCUUGAACACAAGUGCACGAGCCAAAAGUAAACCCGUAAGAAGGAGGGCUGUGUUCCAGGAAUGCUAAACAAAUCUGAAAUCUCUGUGGAUUCUUCAUCUUUGAGACACAGUCGUUGACUCUAAAUUUGCAGCAUGUUCAUUCACUUCCUCUCAGUUCCUUCCCAGUUCAAAACACAGUUGGCCGCGUCCGUUCAGUGACAGUCUCUUUGUGGCUGGAGAUCUGCUGCUCUUGGCUUUUCUGGUGUUUGCAUCUUCCUGUAUUAAGUUUGAGACCAACAUUAAUUAUUUACUGUCAGCAUUUUCAUUUUUACUUCACUCAUUUUUAUAAAGUAAGGGCAAAUGGCCACUGAAAUACACAGUGAUUGAACAAACUCUGUCAAAAAAAGAUGGCAGAGAACGGUUGAUAGUGGUCGGCCAGCCCCCACGAUCACUCUAAAAUGCUUGUUUGUCGGUGACAUUUGGAAGUGUAUUCAGAUUAGGAAAGCUGGCCAGGCGUGGGCCUGUGUCUUCUGUUUGCACAGCAUCAUAAGAGAAUUUCUUAGCACACCCCUGUAAGUGUAUAAUGAGUUAAAUACAUGUGUGCUGCUAUCCUAAUGUACUAGAUAUGUUAAAGCAUAAAAUAAAAGUGGUUUUGAAGAGAAGUAUUUUCUCCAGCAAAUAUGUCACUCGCCCCAGGGGUAAAUA